CGUCAAGAUCUAGAUAUGAGCUAGUUUACAGUUCAUUAAGGACACGAGGGACGCAGAUGUCCUGACCAGUCAAUGGACUCACCGUGUCGUGCACGGAUUGAGCAUUAGGCGUGAAAUCUGAAAUCAUUGCGCGAGCAUUAACAAGGCAGUUCAUUUCUAAGAAGACCCAUUUUGGACUGUUGCACAAUCUUCUACAGCGGCAGAAGCCAACCCACCCUGCCUUACCUAUAGCCUACACUCACUUAGACACGCAAACACACAGUCCCGAGAGUGGAUGUGCUUAGUGUGUGUCUAGGCGCGCGUAAGCACGGCGUCAAGAAGGCGAGCGGUGUGAGUCGCAGUAAAGGCGCACACACACACAGAGGCUCAUACACACGCGCACACUGAACACACCGGAGGAGAUAUUCCCUGAGAAACACCACACGCACUAGCACACAGCUACGCUUUCCGACGUGCUGCAAGUCCAGAUGCGUCAGUUACUCAACCAGUAGAGGCGAUAGUAUCCGAGUGUCUGUGUUGACCGAAGCUUCUACGGCGCGCUCAGAUUCCUGUCAGCGAAGAGAAGAUGCUGUGCGCGAAGUUGCGGAGUCUUGGAUCGGUGGGGAUCUUUCUGUGGUUCGCGCUCCUGUUCAAAGGCUCCCUUCAGGGAGAGUACCAGAGGCGUCUCUAUAAGGAGUUGAUGGAGAACUACAAUCGUCUGGAGAGACCCGUGCUCAAUGAUUCCAACCCCGUACUGGUGGAGCUGGGAAUGACAUUACUGCAGAUUAUUGAUGUGGAUGAGAAGAACCAGGUGCUGAUGACGAACGCCUGGCUGCAGCUGUACUGGACCGAUGUCUACCUGAGCUGGAACCCUGACAACUACCCAGGUGUGCAGAACCUGCGCUUCCCAUCCCAUCAGAUCUGGACCCCUGACAUCUUGCUGUACAACAGUGCGGACGAGCGUUUCGACGCCACCUUCCACACUAACGUGCUGGUGAAUGCGUCAGGCUACUGCCAGUACAUCCCGCCGGGUAUCCUGAAGAGCACCUGCUACAUCGACGUGCGCUGGUUCCCCUUCGACGUGCAGAAGUGCGACCUGAAGUUCGGCUCGUGGACGCACAACGGCUGGCUGCUGGACCUGCAGAUGCUGGCGGUCGACACGUCCACCUACAUCCCCAACGGAGAGUGGGACCUCGUGGGCGUCCCAUCCAAACGUAACGAGCUGUACUAUGACUGCUGUAAGGAGCCGUACCCGGACGUGACGUUCACGGUGACCAUGCGCCGGCGGACGCUGUACUACGGCCUGAACCUCAUCCUCCCCUGCAUGCUCAUCUCAGGACUGGCCCUGCUCGUCUUCCUGCUGCCCGCAGACUCCGGGGAGAAGAUCUCCCUCGGUAUAACAGUCCUGCUGUCGCUGACGGUCUUCAUGCUGCUAGUGGCUGAGAUCAUGCCAGCCACCUCAGACUCUGUCCCUCUGAUUGCUCAAUACUUUGCGAGCACCAUGAUGAUCGUAGGGCUGUCGGUGGUCGUCACCGUUAUGGUGCUGCAGUUCCAUCACUAUGACCCGCAGGGAGGAAAGAUGCCCAAAGUGGUGCGAGUGGUGCUGCUAAAUUGGUGCGCCUGGUUCUUACGCAUGAAGCAGCCAGGUGAUGACCUCAAGCAGAAGCAACAUCUGCAGCAGCAGCAGCAGCAGGCGCAGCAGCAGCAGCAGCAGCAGCAGCAGCAGCAGCAGUCCUCCAGCUACAAGUACCGCCAUCCGCCUGCCCACCACUCCAGCUCCAGCAGCAUGGAGAUGGGUACCAUACCCGGCCUCACCCACCCACUCCACCCGGCGACGCUCUCCCCAGCCCCCACACCCACGGGGGCCAGCAACGGCACCAUGAACCUCUACUUCAGCUACCACGCCCUGGACGCCAUGCCCCCAACCUGCCAGCAGCAGCAGCAGCAGCAAGCCCUCAGCACCGACUCUGGGAUGGUGCUUGGCGGUUCCCGGUGCAUCGUUGGGGACGAACGGGACGUGCCGGUAUCGGCGGCGGUGGCAGCGGCGCUGCUGGCCGAGUGCUCGCCGGAGAUCCGCCGCAUCCUGGACGAGGUGACGUACAUCGCCCAGCGGUUCCGUGAGCAGGACCAGGGCGAGGCUGCGUGCAGCGAGUGGAAGUUCGCGGCCGCCGUGGUGGACCGUCUCUGCCUGGUGGCCUUCUCCCUCUUCUCCAUCAUCUGCACCUUCUCCAUCCUCAUGUCCGCGCCCAACUUCAUCGAGGCCGUCUCCAAAGACUUCACAUAAGGACUCCGAGGAGAGGAGAGAAGAGGAGAGGA
Molecule: messenger RNA, 2295 nt
Organism: Clupea harengus (Atlantic herring)
Lineage: Eukaryota; Metazoa; Chordata; Actinopteri; Clupeiformes; Clupeidae
Product: neuronal acetylcholine receptor subunit alpha-7-like
Biological process (GO): monoatomic ion transmembrane transport
Cellular component (GO): postsynaptic membrane
Molecular function (GO): acetylcholine-gated monoatomic cation-selective channel activity; transmembrane signaling receptor activity
Source: RefSeq, a predicted model, not a curated record